Theobroma cacao (cacao) is the source of this 1713-nucleotide messenger RNA. RefSeq names its product IQ-domain 33 (gene IQD33). The record is from RefSeq and is a predicted model, not a curated record. Gene Ontology annotation, molecular function: protein binding. Lineage: Eukaryota; Viridiplantae; Streptophyta; Magnoliopsida; Malvales; Malvaceae.
AACCAAUCUUUUCUAUCUAAUCUUUACUUUUAUCAGUUUCUAUUAUUUUGUGAUUUUAAAGGACUAAGUCCAGCUCUAAAGCUCUGAAAACCCAGCAGGCUUUCUAUCUUAAUUACAGCUAACAUAUGUAUUAUUGUAAUUCUAAAUAGAUUAGUUGUUUACUUACAGCUUUAUUAAGUAUUAUCUAGUGAAGCCUGGCCUUCUUGAACAACCGACUGAAGAAUGUCACAGACAUUUUUCAGCUUUAUUUUUCUUUUCUCAAAACCAAUGAUGAUUCAAGGAAUCUCUAGUGGUUGUCAAUAUAAUUGGAGACAGCACAUUUGAGAAUUCUAUUCAUUGGAUUUGAUGAACUGAGAAUUGAGAUGGGCAUCACUGGCGAGCUGGUUAGAAGCGUCUUCUCUAGGAACAGGUCCUUUGGGACUCAAGACACCAGCGCAAAAAGUAAUGUGAACGAUAAGAAAAGAUGGAGUUCAGUCAGAUCAUACAUCUGCGGAGAUGAAUUUAAUUCAGUCCUGGCAGAGGAAGAUUCAACAUCAGUUAAGAGCUCGGAAGCGACAGUUACACAGCCUAUACCAGAAGGCUUAAGGGACAAAGGAGACAUCCAGAGUGAUGAGGACAAGCGUAACUCAAUUUGGAAACUGUUCCACGAGGAAGACGCAGCUAUCGUUAUUCAGUCAGCAUUUAGACACUUUCUGGCUAGGCGUCAAAACAGAGAAACCAAAGCAAAGGAUGAUAAACAGGAGCCUCGCCAAGGGAAUGAAAGCCCAAGUAGGGAGUCUAUCGGUACGUCAAUUGAAGUUCAAACUGGAAAUUCUGUGGAAGUUUUCUCAGCUCGAGAAGAAAGCAAGGUAGUACAUCACCGAAUGCAACAUAAACCCAAAGCUCAGGUUUUAAAGAUAAAGGAAGACUGGGAUGACAGCACGGUGAGCAGCAACAUUUCGAAAAUGAGGAUUCAGAACAAACUGGCAGCAAUGACCAGGCGUGAGAGAGCUCUGGCCUAUGCAUUUUCGCAACAGCUGCGAAUUUGCUCAAAGAAAAAACAGGCAAAACUUGAAGGAAUGGAAGAGAACAUGAGCUGGAGCUGGCUAGAACGGUGGAUGGCAACCCGUGUUCCUGAAAGCUCAUUAGUUGAAAAUAAUUGGAGCAAGCAAUUUGAACCGAUGGACAGCAAUGGAAAGUUUGUUGUCAGGAAAAGAAUUAUAGAUGUAGCAGGUGAAGAGAAAGAAAGUUGCGGAUCUAAUGAAGUAUCCGUCCACCUAGAAACCAUAUCGGUGACAACUCCCAAGGAAAAUGAUGGCAACAGUCCAUCAAAGAACAGGCUUAACGCUACAAGAAGCAUAUCGAGGCGGAAAACUGGACCAAGCUAUCAGCUAUCUAAAAAAUCUGGCAAGGUAAACAAGAAAGAUGGUUCAAAGGAGAGUGAGAAAUAUAAAACACAAAAGCAAGCAGUUAGGAGCCCAGAAAGAAAUCAAAUGCAACGAAGCUUCCGAUCAACUGUCGCUGAAUCCUUUAACCUCCUGACCUUUCGGUUUUUAAUCCCGUUUGAGAGAGAAGUUAUUACUCCUGGUGCUGAGAACCACUCUGUGUUAUACGGCUUCGACAUAAUGGUUGGGUUCCCCUGUAAAUGCUGUCACUAAACCAUCGUUUAAUCUGUAAAUUCCAUGAGUGUUAAGUACCAACCAAUAAAGGCUCUUUAAUGUAGCUGAAUUUGCA